Molecule: messenger RNA, 1310 nt
Organism: Xylaria bambusicola
Lineage: Eukaryota; Fungi; Ascomycota; Sordariomycetes; Xylariales; Xylariaceae
Exons: 5
Coding region: 158-1090 (310 amino acids)
Source: RefSeq, a predicted model, not a curated record
UAACUGUCCGAGGGAUCUAGUCCGGAGGAAUCACCCUAUAGCAGAUGGCGCAGAUGGCUUCCUGGCUGACUCGGGCUUUCAUCCCUCUCUUGGCACGCCUUGCCACUUGUUCAUCAGUUGGGCCAUAUAUGAUAGCUGGAAUCCCUUUCUAACUAAAAUGGCGAUGUCCUUCCUCCCUCUGCCAAAGUCCUUCCUGGCCGCUAGCUUCUUCGCAGCAGCAGCUUAUUACGCAGUACACUUCAUAAUCAACUGGCCGACUGUCAAGAUGGGACACCUGGACGACGAUCGCGAGACGCUAGUUGCGAAGCCACAUCACCAGAUGAAGGUUAUAGCCGCUGGGUUGCCUAGAUGCGCAACCACUUCAUUGCAGAGAGCUCUUCAGUCAGAAUGGCUCGACUGCGAUCCUACGAUGCACAUGAAGAGAGUAGCGCUGAGGCCAGAAAGAACCCAGCUGGUCAUUGAUGCACUGGGUGAAGAAGAUAAGCAGAUGCGCCAGAAAAUCUUGCAUAAGCUGUUCGAUGGCUAUGCGGCUACUUGCGACGUCCCAGGGGUUGCCUUCACCGCUGACCUCAUGGACAUGUACCCCGACGCGAAAAUCAUCCUCAACCAGCGCGCUAACGGCUUGGUAUGGGGGAAGUCAGUUGAUGACUCUCUCAUGUUCUUCGUCUCGUGGUUCUAUCGCAUCAUAACCCUCCUCAGCAAGGCCGAUCGCCUGCAUGUGCAGAUGCAUCUCGCCGCUUUUAACCUCUCACAGCGUCACAUUGGGAUCGGCCAACCCGAAAGUCCCGAAAUGUAUAGAAGAAUGUACGACGAGUACAAUCAAUUCGUACGUGAUGAAGCGCGGAAACGAGGACGGGACGUGCUAGAGUGGCAACCACAGGAUGGCUGGGCGCCAAUCUGCGAGUUCCUAGGCAAGCCCGUGCCUCCCGCCUCCGUACCGUUCCCGCGUUGCAAUGACACACAAAGCAUGAAGAAGAUCAAGAUCAUCUUAUCAUUGCGGGGCUUGUGCUACUGGGUGCUGCUAUGUGCCGGUGUUUGGGUUGCUAUCCGGCUUAUCACCUAUUUCAGGGAGUUCGGCCCGUUGCGAUGAGGUUCGAGCUUUCGGAACUGCACAAGUACGAGCUGUUGUAUAACGUCUGGGGAUGGUAUCGAUUGUAUGGUCAUAGGACUGUAUUGAUGUUGUAGAGUAGAAGAAUCUGUCACUAAGGGAACCCACUGUGAGGGGUAUAUGGAACUCAUAUAUGAACGCAUUGCUAAUGUGCGGAUACAAGUACAUGAUACGACAGAUUGGUGUCCUUGCCUAGUCAGAC